Messenger RNA from Trichophyton rubrum CBS 118892, 1859 nucleotides. RefSeq lists its product as uncharacterized. The record is from RefSeq and is a predicted model, not a curated record. The transcript has a single exon. The coding region runs from base 579 to 1859 and encodes 426 amino acids. NCBI's taxonomy places the organism in Eukaryota, Fungi, Ascomycota, Eurotiomycetes, Onygenales, Arthrodermataceae.
UCGGUUAUCUCGUGUAUUUGUGCGCGAUGAUUGGAGGCGGCUAAUUAAAGCUAGCCGCGUCAACCUUGCGGCUAAAUAUUAGUCACUGCUAUCAUUCACCGGCAAAUCACGUCAUACGAAAACCGUAUGUGAAUGUUGAGCAAGCUUUUUAAAAAGCGCACAAGGAACGUUUGACAGCACUUCCUCGACUUUCCUUUCUUGCAUUAUAUCUGCCCUGACACAACGAUCACGAUGCCCAUUAUGUCCCACUCUGCCGUAGUCAAAAACAGUCGACUACCUCCAGUCAUGUCCUGUAAACGGACUCCACAUACAUGGCGAAUCACCGGCAUUCCGAAAGGGAAUAUUGCCAUCUGUUGAGCAUCUCAAGCUUAAUAGUCGUUGAUGUCAUUAUAGACUCAAUCACAUUUGGCCAUUUUUAAUUCUCCAUGCUCCAUUCCCGCCCUGGGUAUCCUACCUCGACAGUUUGCUUGUCUAUCUUCUAUAUUUGCUCCGCCGGACUAUCAUCACUUGCUCAGCUUCUGUUUCACAGGUCGUACUUUAGUCCCUAAAGAUACGGCCUCUUACCAGCUGACAGGACAAUGUCCUCAACUGCACUCAGCUUUGCUUCAUCCGUGCCACCUGUUGGUACGGAACUGCCCUGGUUCAAAAUUUCCCCUGACGGCAGAACACGCUCCUCUAGAGGAUCGAGCAAUGAUAAUGAAGAAUUACGUGGUGACGGCUGGGUUAAUGAAGACCUUCGGGCCGGAGGCCCAACCCUUGCCCCUGUACCUUCCACUACAAUAUCACUCCCGCAAGGAAGCCCGUAUACAUCUACGCUGGAUGCACGUAAAGAGUUAAGCAAAAGCGUCCGAUCCAUCCUCCAGCAGUCAGGAGUUACUGCGACGACAUUUACACUAUGCUACCGCCAAUGUCUACUUUUUGUGGAAGAUGAGCUCGUGUCGACGCUUCUAGUUGUUGCAGAGAAGAAGUCCCCCGACGAAAAUUGGCUUUCCGUUAGCCGAGAAAUAUACCAGCUUCUUGAAGCAAAUGAUCUGUCUCAGUUCAAUGUUGAGAUCUGCGAUGAACGAGUCCACAUACCGAAAAAUUCGUCUCCGGUUCCAUCCUCUGACCCAAUCUACGCUCUAUGGGACGACGUCCUUAAGCAGAUUCUAAAUAGCAUCGACUGCAGCUCUGUUCUAGCCAUAGAGUGUUUCCGCUAUAGCGCGAACCUCGACGGAGAUAAAAAUCCCACCGCCGUCCUAGUCACAGUUAGCCGUUCUUCAGGCGGCCCAUGGAAGGAUACCAGAGAAGCUAUAGUAUCAAUUCUGGAUCGGUAUAACCUCCACCAUGUUGCCGUAAUAAUUAGCCAAGGACAAAUAUACCGAGGCGCGGGUAGCUUGGAUCAGGAUUUACCGGAUAAUGCGUGGAAUAACCAGAUGAAAGUCGGACUAAGCCUCGGAAUAUACCAAUCUCGGCACUCUUCCUUUACAUUUGGAGGCUGGAUUGAGGUCAAACAAGAAGAUGGGUCAGCUUGGAAGAGGCUUGGUUUAACCUGCUUCCAUUCCGUAUAUCCAGAUCUAAAUACCGUCUCCAUGGAUGACCGAAGUAUCUCCAUACAUAGCCUUAUUGGCAAAAGAAUCACUCUAGAGCAGCCUUCAUUGAAAGACACAACAUCAGUCCUGGAGGAUAUGAAGAAGGAGCUAGACCAGAAACCACCUAGCUGUUUUGCAGCUAUCAAAGAAACCGUCGAAAAAGGUGGAGAUGUGAGCCCAAGGUCGCGCAGACUUUAUGACGAGAUAACGGCAGAAGACGCCGCCAUCUCUGAGACAAUUGCGCAAAUAGACCAUACGACGACCUACUUCUUUCCCACCUCCCAAUAA